Messenger RNA from Spodoptera littoralis (African cotton leafworm), 1214 nucleotides. The record is from the annotation of a GenBank genome assembly. Lineage: Eukaryota; Metazoa; Arthropoda; Insecta; Lepidoptera; Noctuidae.
UUUAUGUCGAUGUCUGCGCUCCUGAUUGCACAGUGUCACUCGUUGCUUGCAGUUGUUAAUGAAUUAACAAAAUGUCAUCUCCACCAAAGGUUUCGUUCUACGUAGGGUGUAUGAAUGCGACGUACACCGUCGCUCAUAUAUUGAUGGGUGGAGCAGUUUUUCUUACAUUUGCGUUAGCAGAUUUAAAUGAAAAUUCAUUAUAUAAAGCACACGUUUGUACGACUAUAAUUGGGGUCACACUACUUUGCAGUCAAGCGGUAUUGUCAGUUAACCCUUAUGUUGGAUUCGAAGACAACUUUAUGUACCCACAGAAAUCGAAAACUUACUGGCUCAUUCAAAUACUUGGCUCUGCGUUAGUACUAAGUGGAGCUUGUAUCGGUAUAGCGUCGGUUGGUGAAAAAGUUUCUGCUAUCGAUGAUUUUCCGUUUCCCAUACCAGACAUACCAGGCUUACCAGGCUUACCAGGCGCAAAGCACUUGCAAACUGAUCAUGGAAUUAUAGGGUGUAUGAAUGCGAUCAACACCGUCGCUCAUAUAUUGAUGGGUGGAGCACUGUUCCUUACAUUUGUAUUAGCAGAUGGAAAUGACCCCGCAUUGUAUAAAGCACACGCCUGUAUGUCAAUUCUUGGGGUCACACUACUUUGCAGUCAAGCGGUAUUGUCAGUUAACCCUUAUGUUGGAUUCGAAGACAACUUUAUGUACCCACAGAAGUCGAAAACUUACUGGCUCAUUCAAAUACUUGGCUCUGUCUUGGUUCUAAUCGGAGCUUGUAUCGGUAUAGCCCUGGUUAGUGAAACUUCUUUUGGCUUCGAACUUCCAUUUCCUACACCAGGCUUAGUCCUCGUGCAACACUUGCAAACUAGUCAUGGAAUAAUAGAUGGUGAAGACUCCGGGAGGCUUAAAGCACACGCCUGUACGACUGCGAUUGGGAUUACAAUUCUUUGCAGUCAAGCGGUGUUGUCAGUUAACCCUUAUGUCGGAUUUGAAGACAACUUUAUGUACCCACACAAGUCGAAACUGUACUGGAUCAUUCAAAUAAUUGGCUCUGGCCUGGUAGCAUGCGGAGCUUGUGUUGGUGUUGCUCUGGUUUAUGAAAAUUCUAGCAAUAUCCUUCCGAUUCCCACUCCCAUACCAGUACAAUUCCCCACGAGACACUUGCAAAAUGCUCAUACAAUUGUAGGCUCUAUACCUAAGUUCUUCCACAAAUGCCCAUAA